Molecule: messenger RNA, 2790 nt
Organism: Capra hircus (goat)
Lineage: Eukaryota; Metazoa; Chordata; Mammalia; Artiodactyla; Bovidae
Gene: DPP7
Product: dipeptidyl peptidase 7
Exons: 13
Coding region: 1109-2575 (488 amino acids)
Biological process (GO): proteolysis
Cellular component (GO): vesicle
Molecular function (GO): serine-type exopeptidase activity; dipeptidyl-peptidase activity
Source: RefSeq, a predicted model, not a curated record
CAGGGGCACGAGGGAGCCAAGGGUGUGUAGGGAUGGGGCCGCGGGGAAGGGACUGGGGGUGACUGUGCUGUGGCCCUGGGUGACAUCAGGGAGGCCACACCCACAGGGCAGUGUCACAUGGUGGGCGGUCAUUGUCACCACACUGAGAGCCACAGCUCACGGCUGUGAGGGGAGCCAGGGGCCGGGGGGCGGGGCACACGGCUCCCUCCCCGCCCAGCCCCAGGCCCUCUGCUUUCUGCAGGCCCAUCACCCAACAGGCGAGGCCUGGGCAGAGACCAGGGUCCUGCGGGCCAGGGACCGUCCUGGGAGUGGGGAAGGGCAGCCCCCACCCCUCUGCCGUCCAUGCGGGGCAACCCCCGCCCCUGCACCCGCUCUGGGCCCGGCUCACGGGCCGCACCCCAAGCAGGACUGCAGUCAGCCGCCCGCUCGGCCUGGCUGGCCCCUCCAGGCCCUGGACUGGCCCCAGGGCAGUGCGGCCCUUCUGUCCUCUGGGUACCAGGGCAUCAGAGAGGGGGUGGCCUAAGGAGUUGGGGAGAGGGUCCUGGAUCCCAGCUCGGUGUCCGAGAGCGGCCCCAGCUCCUGCGCGGGCGGGCUCUGAGGCCCAGCUCACCCUCCUCUGCCCGCCAUGUGGCCCUCGAGGUUUCUCAGGCACUGGGCUCCUUUCCAGGGCCGCCGACCCCACCCCUCACCCCAGGGCUCGAGAGCUGUCCUCCCACCGAUCUCUGUCUUCCGAACUCUCCCUUCCUCCCCUUCAAGGGCAGGCCUUCUGGAGACGGCCGGGCUGGGAGGGGGCCGGGCGGUGGCCGGGCGGCGGGGAGGUCACCUCCCACCCACACACGCGUGGCAUCGCGUCUGAGCUGACAGUGGCCGCGGAGGAUGGGAGGCUGGGCAGCCAUACCCCUGCCCCAGCAUGGACCCUCACGCCCUCAGCCCACUUCCGUGCCCCCACGGUGACUGUCUCCAUGGUGACGCAGACAGAAGGGCCAGGAAGCUGGCACUGGGCGAGUAGGGAAGUGCUGCUCACAGCCCCGCCCAAGCCGUCACAUGAGGGGUUCCGCUGGUCAUGUGACCCCAAUCACCUGACCUGAAGCUGCCCGGCAAAGUGAACAUGAGACCCCAUCCCUGGCCGACCCUGCCCUGGGCCCUGGUCCUGCUGCUGGGGCUGCAACCACGAGGCCUGGAGGCCAGAGCCCACAGACCCAAGGACCCUGAGUUUCAGGAGGCCUACUUCGAGCAGCUUCUGGACCAUUUCAACUUUGAGAGGUUUGGGAACAAGACCUUUCUCCAGCGGUUCCUGCUGACAGAGAAGUUCUGGAAGAGGGGCGAGGGGCCCAUAUUCUUCUACACCGGCAACGAGGGGGACGUGUGGUCCUUCGCCAACAACUCAGGGUUCAUCCUGGAGCUGGCAGCACAGCAGGGGGCCCUGGUCGUCUUUGCCGAGCACCGUUACUACGGAAAGUCGCUGCCUUUUGGUGAGCGGUCCACGUGGCGUGGGUACACGGAGCUGCUGACGGUGGAGCAGGCCCUGGCUGACUUCGCAGGGCUGCUCCGGGCGCUCCGGCGGGAGCUCGAGGCCCCCGAUGCCCCGGCCAUUGCCUUCGGCGGCAGCUACGGGGGGAUGCUCAGCGCCUACCUGAGGAUCAAGUACCCGCACCUUGUGGCGGGAGCGCUGGCGGCCAGCGCCCCUGUGGUCUCGGCGGCAGGCCUCGGCGACCCCUACCAGUUCUUUCAGGAUGUCUCGGCGGACUUCCAAGGCCAGAGCCCUGAGUGUGCCCGGGCCGUGCAGGACGCGUUCCGGCAGAUCAGGGACUUGUUCCAGCAGGGAGCUCCGCACGUCAUCAGCCAGGAGUUCGGUACCUGCCAGCCCCUCUCCGGACCAAAGGACCUCAACCAGCUCUUUGGCUUCGCCCGGAACGCCUUCACCGUGCUGGCCAUGAUGGACUACCCGUACGCCACUGACUUUGUGGGCCACCUUCCUGCCCACCCUGUCCAGGUUGGCUGCAGCCGGCUGCUGAGCGAGAGCUCAAGGAUCACGGGGCUUCGUUCACUGGCCGGGCUGGUGUACAACUCCUCGGGCACAGAGCCGUGCUACGACAUCUACUUGCAGUACCAGGCCUGUGCCGACCCCACGGGCUGUGGCUUGGGCAGUGAUGCCAAGGCCUGGGACUACCAGGCCUGCACUGAGAUCAACCUGACGUUCUCCAGCAACAACGUGUCAGACCUCUUCCCUGAGCUGCCCUUCACUGAAGCCCAGCGCCAGCAGUACUGCCUGGACACGUGGGGCGUGUGGCCACGGCAGGACUGGCUGCAGACCAGCUUCGGGGGGGGCGACAUUACAGCUGCCAGCAACAUCAUCUUCUCCAAUGGAGACCUGGACCCCUGGGCGCGGGGCGGGAUCCAGAGCAACCUGAGCACGUCGGUGCUGGCCAUCACCAUCCAUGGGGGGGCGCACCACCUGGACCUCAGAGCCUCCCACCCAGACGACCCUGCAUCUGUGGUGGAGGCCCGAAGGCUGGAGGCCGCCCUCAUCGGCAAGUGGGUGGAGGCAGCGAGGCCCACAGGGCUCCGGGGCUGAAGGCUGCCUGCCACAGGGCCAGAGACGGCCGGCUCCUGCAGCCAGACCCAUGCCAGGGUGGGCAGGGCCUUGCCCAAGGAGGUGCUGGACAAACACUGCUGGCCUGUCAGGCGUGUCUGGUCCUAUCCCUGUCCCGUCUGAGACCCUGGACGCUGGCAUGCUCACACCACCCCCUCAACGUGGCUGCUGAAUAAAGCAGAGUCCUCGGCUCCGCA